AUGGGAGUCCUGGUGCCGCUUCCCGGCAGGAGGAGGAGAGCCAGCUCCAGCAUGAGGGCAGCCCUGGCCCUGCUGUCGCUCUUGGCUGCUGCACAGGCCUUACACCGAGGGAAAGCUUAUGUCCGGGAGAAGGUCUGCCAGGAGUACAAGAUCCUGGGCAAGGAGAACUUCAGAACCCUGACCAUCAUUUCCACCAGCCAGAAAUAUUCCAACGGCACCUUCCAGGAGAUCGGCCACCUCGUCCGGGAAAUCGUCUCCCUGGCCGAGACCUGCUGCGCCGAUGGGGCCGACCCCUCCUGCUAUGACGCAGGGUCCACGGCGCUGUCGGAUAAAUCCUGCGGGGCGGACUCGCCCUUCCCGGCGCACCCCGGCACGGCGCGGUGCUGCGGCCAGCAGGGGCUGGAGCGCAAGCUGUGCCUGGCCGCCCUGCGGCACCCGCCCCAGCCCCUGCCCCGCUUCCUGCAGCCCUCCGACAGAGAGCUCUGCCACGCCUUCCGCCUGGAGCCCCGGGAAUUCGCCGACAGGUUUCUUUAUGAGUAUGCCAGCAGCUACAGCCAGGCUCCCCUGCCUGUGCUCCUGGCCUCCACCACCACCUUCCUCUCCAUGGUCUCCACCUGCUGCAUCUCCCCCACACCCACUGCCUGCUUCCUGAAGGAGAAACUGGAGAGGAAAACCCUCUCCCUACUCACCCUGACGUCAAACCGGAUCUGCUCCCGCUUCUCGGCCUAUGGCAAGGACAAAGCCAGCUUCAGCUCCCUGGCCUUGCUGGCUCAGAAGAUUCCCACUGCCUCCUUCGAGGAGCUGCUGCCCCUGGCUGAGGACGCUGCCGAGGUGGCUUCCCAGUGCUGUGACUCCAUGGCUGAGGACUGCAUGCAGAAGAAGCUCUUGGAGCACACGUCCAGAGUCUGCUCGGCACUGUCGGCGCAGGACAGGCGCUUUGCCGCCUGCUGCCAGGGGAAAAACCUGAUGGAAAACCAUUUCUGCAUCCUGGCCAUGCCCCCAGCCCCAGCUACCAGGCUGCCAGAGCCACCAGAGCCCACCAACAACGAGCUGUGUGCCAAGGAGGGGGCUCUCCACGCCACCAGGUUCCUGUUUGAGCUGGCCCGGAGGCAUCCCAACCUCCCCGAGGCCGUCCUCGCCAAGCUCUACGACUCCUCUGGGAAACUCCGGGAGGAAUGCUGCUCCUCCAAGGACCCCUCUGCCUGCUGGGACAGCAAGCGCCAGCGGAUCGCAGCGGAGCUGUUCCCCUUCCUGGCAAAGGCCGACCAGCUCUGCGGGCAGUACCACAAGCUGCCUUUCCUUGAGUUCAAGAAGAGGCUGCGGGACAGUCUGGCCCAGCCCGAGCCCGAGCCCAGCCCGGCGCCGCUGGAGCAGCUCCUGGAGCAGCGAGCAUCCUUCGCCUCCUCCUGCUGCCUGUCGGACGCUCCGCCGCUUCUCUGCGCUUCCAAGGUCACCUCGGAGCUGGGAGAGCUGUGCCAGGGGGAUUCCUGCCUGCUGGGAUAG
This is a messenger RNA of Agelaius phoeniceus (red-winged blackbird), 1503 nucleotides long. It is a transcript of the gene GC, whose product is annotated as GC vitamin D binding protein. Gene Ontology annotation, cellular component: cytoplasm; blood microparticle. Lineage: Eukaryota; Metazoa; Chordata; Aves; Passeriformes; Icteridae. Gene Ontology annotation, biological process: vitamin transport. The record is from RefSeq and is a predicted model, not a curated record. Gene Ontology annotation, molecular function: vitamin transmembrane transporter activity; vitamin D binding.